Messenger RNA from Gadus morhua (Atlantic cod), 2607 nucleotides. RefSeq names its product zinc finger protein 407 (gene znf407). Gene Ontology annotation, cellular component: nucleus. Gene Ontology annotation, biological process: regulation of gene expression. Lineage: Eukaryota; Metazoa; Chordata; Actinopteri; Gadiformes; Gadidae. The transcript is spliced from 7 exons. The coding region runs from base 1 to 1776 and encodes 591 amino acids. The record is from RefSeq and is a predicted model, not a curated record.
AUGUGCGGCGCGCUGCAGGUGUGGCUGCGGAGCGGAGCGGGGAAGCGCGUUAAUGAACAGGCAUACCUGCGGCCCGCCGGAGCCAUGCAGAAUCCAAUUCGCAGGAAGCACUCCCAGCGCACUUCCUCCCGCAGUCCUCCCUGGAAGUUUGAGUGUGGCCUGUGCGAGCGCUCCUUCGCGGAGAAGUGGGCGCUGAACAACCACAUGAAGCUCCACACUGGGGAAAAGCCCUUCAAGUGCGCCUGGCCUUCCUGCCACUACGCCUUCCUGUCCCUGUCGGCCAUGAGGGACCACUACAGGACGCACACCGGUGAGAAGUCCUACCUUUGUGACCUGUGCGGCUUUGCGGGGGGAACCAGACACGCCCUCACCAAACACAGACGGCAGCACACAGGGGAGCGGCCGUUCAAAUGUCACCUCUGCAACUUCGCCUCCACCACGCAGUCCCACCUGUCCCGGCACAAGCGCGUGCACACGGGGGAGAAGCCGUACCGCUGUCCCUGGUGCGAGUACAGGUCCAACUGCGCCGAGAACAUCCGCAAGCACAUCCUGCACACGGGGAAACACGAGGGUGUGAAGAUGUACAACUGCCCCAAGUGUGAGGCGGCAACCAACUCGCCCACCGAGUUCCGCAACCACCUGAAGGAGCACCACCCGGACAUCGAGAACCCGGACCUGGCCUACCUGCACGCCGGCAUCGUGUCCAAGUCCUACGAGUGCCGCCUGAAGGGCCAGGGGGCCGCCAUCGUGGAGACCCUGGAGGCCCCCGGCUCCCAGGCCGGGCCCUUCAGGUCCCCGGAGCCCGGCGGGGCCCACGACGGGCCGGUCCAGCAGCUGAUCAUCAUCCAGGGCUACGGCAACGGCGAGAUCGACCAGACGGAGCUGGAGGAGUCGGCCGCCACCACGCUGCAGACGCUCGCCAUGUCCGGCCAGGUGGCCAAGGUGCUCCACAUCACCGAGGACGGCCAGCUGGUGGCCGCCACCGGGGACGUGGCAUCGGGCGGCUCCGCCCACCUGGGCGCCUCUGGGGGCACGCAGUACGUGGUGCUGGAGUCCGGCGGCGGCGGCGGCGGCAGCGGCGGGAGGGAGGGCCUGCAGCAGGUGGUGGUGGCGGCGGCGAGGAGGGCGGCGGCGGCAGCGGCCGGGGAGACGGCGGGAGGACUUCAGGGAGGCAUGGCGUCCGAGUCGGCCACCGCUCUGGACGCGCUGCUGUGCGCCGUCAGUGAGCUGGGGCAGCAGGAGAUGGAGGUGCCAGCAGGAGGAGGAGGUGGAGGCGGGGAAGAGGAGGUGGUGGUAUCAAUGGGGGAGGCUCAGACGCCGCAGGGCGUGAAGGAGGAGGGGCUGGAGGAGCUGCAGCAGGAGGCGGAGGCGUCGUCCCCCAAGGAGGAGGAGGCGCAGAAGCCGACCAACGUCAUGCAGGAGGUGCUGCAGUUCGCCGCCGCCCAGAUGAUGAAGGAGGGCCUGAAGCAGGUGAUCAUCAACAGCGAGGGCACCCACUACAUCGUCACCGAGCUGGACGACUGCACCCUGCAGGUGGAGGAGGCCGUGUUCCAGGACACGCCCGAAGAGCCGGCGGAGGAGGGGGAGGAGCCGGCGGCCGUGGGGGAGGAGCCGGCGGCCGUGGGGGAGGAGCCGGCGGCGGUGGAGGCGGAGCCGGCGGCGGUGGAGGAGCAAGUGGAGGAGCAGACGGCGCCUCUGCUGGCGGAGCAGCUGCCAGGGGGAGGGAUGGUUGUCUUCCUGGACGGCGCUCCACACAAAGUGAUCCUGGAAGGGUAGUGAGGGGAGGGGGGUGGAACACUGGAUUCUUGGGGUCGGGCAGGAAAACUGGUCUGCUGUGUUCUAUGCAGAAUAGAAGCAGAUUCUGGUUUGGUGGGGGGGGAUUGAAGCUGGCCCCCGCCCUCUCUGAGUCAGAGCAAAUUGUUGAGCAUCAGUUGAAUUGUUUUUUUGUUGAAAUGCAUUUCUCCGAUAUUUAAUUUGUUGUUAUCCUCGGCUAAAGAUAAACUCAGGUAAAACCUUCGCGCAUUCUGUGUGAGGGUGGGUGUGACCCACCGAGGGAUGGAUGUUACGCACAUGUCCAUCUCAGUUACCACGGAGACCGUGGGAAGACAAAAAACAGAACUACUAGCAGCGACAGAUCUUCCUUCAGAACACAUGUUUUACGUUUGUGUGAUGUUGUCCUACAACUUUCCUUCUGCCGUUAAUUAGAAGUAUUUUAAAUUUGUUAUAAUGCGUGAACAAUGAACACUGCGCUUAGCUUUUUCUUUUCUCUUUUUUUUAUUGUUGACAUCCUAAAUUGAAACUCAAUAUACCAGUUUUUGUUGGUUAUCAGUUCUUCAGUUCUUUAAAGGCUUGGUUCAAUUCAGAUUCUAUUUCUUUCAUUUUCGUUCUUGUUAUUUUUCUUUAUGAAAUACAGCCAUUUAAAACAAUCUGAUGUUUUAAUCAAGCAGUUUGACAAUAAACACUGAAUAAACCCAGCCGUAAGAUGCAUUCUUUGCAGAAUGUAAUAGGAUGUACAGUAUAUUUGUAAUAUUUAACAUCAGUUCAAAACCUACCUUACUCCAACUCCUUUUUUUUUUUCGUUUCAACAAUAAAUCCUAUUAAACAUUA